AGGAACCCAAAAGCCCCUGAUUUCAAACACAAAGAUACAGGGGAAGCUCUAUGGAUCGAAGGCAGAUACAAUCCGCCAUGGGUCAAGUCCCAACUGGAAAUAAUGGACGCAAGAAUGGGGUCUAAUGCUGGUCACAACGCUAGGGUGCCUGUACAUAUGGUCGCUGCAGAUGAAAUCUUGUCUUUCUAA
Messenger RNA from Sphenostylis stenocarpa, 189 nucleotides. NCBI's taxonomy places the organism in Eukaryota, Viridiplantae, Streptophyta, Magnoliopsida, Fabales, Fabaceae. The record is from the annotation of a GenBank genome assembly.